Molecule: messenger RNA, 2220 nt
Organism: Aspergillus affinis
Lineage: Eukaryota; Fungi; Ascomycota; Eurotiomycetes; Eurotiales; Aspergillaceae
Product: transcriptional repressor TCF25 family protein
Exons: 1
Coding region: 1-2220 (739 amino acids)
Biological process (GO): rescue of stalled cytosolic ribosome; ribosome-associated ubiquitin-dependent protein catabolic process
Cellular component (GO): RQC complex
Molecular function (GO): protein binding
Source: RefSeq, a predicted model, not a curated record
AUGUCCUCUCGCGCAAUUCGCAAGCUGCAAAAGCUGCGCGACCAAGAGUUGCAGCAAGCAGAGCAAGAAGACCAUGACUCCAGCGAAGAUGAACCGGUAGCACGGUCGUCAAAGCCAAAGUUGAACGCCUUUGAUCUCCUCAACGCGGCUGACGAUGACGAUGACGACGAACAAGCCUCCGAGGAAGAGGCUCCAGAACCCGUCACCCAGCCAGUGAAAAGCGAGCCCACUCCCCCGAAACCCACCGAUUAUAAGAAGAAGAAAAAGAAGAACAAGAAGAAGAAGGCAUCGCCGAAAGCUGCGCCGGGUGAGCAGGCUGGCGCUAAGUCAAAGGGCGCAGAGGUGGAUGAAAUCGAUCGAGCAUUGAAAGAACUGGCAGUUGAGCCCAAUCAUCCUAGGUCCGCGCCCGCAAACACCAGCGCCGCAUCGACACAGGCCGCACGCGACGCUGCAUUCGCAAAGACACCGGAGGAUCUACUGGCCAUUGAACCCAAGGCUCUCAAUGCAAACAAUGAGAUGCGCAAGUUGUUUGGCAACGUGGUGUUGGAGAAUUUCGAUCAGCCUCAGGAUUCCGGCACCGGUCGUAGGAGAGACCGGAACCGGGAAACCAUCGAUCUUGGACAGGCGCUCACGGGCAGAUAUAGUCCUGCUAGUCGAGGACAGAGCUUGGCCGGUGUCACACUACGGCGGAAUGUUCUGAUGCAGGGCAAGGACGAGUGGCCCCGCGCGCCUAGUGGAGGACUGGGAAUGGAGCUGGCCGAGAAGUUGGAUACCGGGGCUACGGUCUACCGGAUUGUCCACAAUGCUUCGUAUGAAGAUAUCCAGCGGCAGUUUGACAUCUGUGUGGAGUCGAUGGACCCUCAGAGGAUGAUCGCCCUAUUGCAAUACAACCCGUAUCAUAUCUCAACCCUUCUUCAGGUGUCGGAGAUUGCCAAGCAUCAGGGUGAUCACGCAGUCUCCGCCGACCUGCUUGAGCGGGCUCUUUUCAACAUUGGACGCUCGGCUCACUCAACCUUCAACACCCGUCUCAAGGAAGGCCAGGCAAAGUUGGACUUCUUACACGGCGAAAACCGCGAGCUAUGGCUGGUUGGUUGGCGCUACAUCGCGAAUCUGGGAAUGAAGGGGACUUGGCGGACUGCGUACGAAUGGGCGAAGCUACUGCUGAGUCUAAACGCCAGUGAUCCUUAUUGUAUCAGGCUUUUGAUCGAUAGUUUGGCUCUUCGGGGUCGAGAGUAUUCCCACUUCGUUGAGCUCUGCACGCAAACGCGAUUGAGCAAGGAUUGGCCAUCGCUACCAAACAUUCAGUGCUCCCUGGCGCUGGCCUACCUCCGACUCAACAAGCCCAAGGAAUGCCGGGAGCAGUUGCGCCGUGCCAUGUCACGUUACCCCUGGGUGUUUUGCAAGCUGGCCCAGGAGCUGGAUAUUCAGCCUAUGCCAAAAAGAAUUUGGGGCAAGAUGCCCCCCACCGAGGCUCACGAAUUGUUCACGGAGCUCUACAUCGCGCGAGCCAAGGAUCUUUGGAAUACGCCAGAGGCUGUCUCCCUCAUCGUAGAGGUCGCAGAUACUCUGGGCGAAGAGGAAGAGCCGGUGGAGCCGCCGGAGAUUACCCUUGACAUCGCUCGCCACGUCGUCGUUUCCGACAUUCCUCGCGUUACGACUCACCUUCCGGGGCGUUUUGUCUCCGGGCGGAUAUCGGCAUCCGACCCCCUGCCCCCCUAUGAUUCGGAGGCUUUCCGCCAACAGUCCGAUCCCACACCGUCAUAUCUGUCUCGGGUGCCGGAGGCUGGCCGGCCCCAAUGGCUUCGUGAUCUCAUGGAUCAACUCAACAAUGGUGGACUGCAUUUCCCCUUCCAAGGAGGAGGUGAGGGUGAGGGCGAGGGCGAAGACGAAGGCGAUACUCCGGACGAAAUCCCAGAACAUCAUCCAACCCACCAACACCCACCGGCCGACGAUGUACCGCGUUUGGAGAACUGGGUCUUUGGCACUGGCAUGUUGCAUCUAGAAGAUUUCCUUCGCCAGUAUGGAGUGGACCGUGGGAACUGGGGGGACGUGGUAGACUACUCCCCACUGACCGAGUAUGUGGAUGCCCUGGCUGUCCUCCCACCAGACAGUCUCCCGAGGAUGUUCGAAGGCAUUCAGGUGGCCUUGGGUGACUUGGUGUUGGACAUGCUGCAAGACGAGCUCCAGCUGCUACAGCAUGAAGAAGAGGAAGAGGCUUGA